AUCUUCUUUUUCCACUUUCCUCUUUCUCAUCUACCAGUCUUCCUCCACCAAACAGAUGCGUCUAGUUCCUGCCUUCAACGAACUUUUUUCUCUCUCUCUCUUAAUUUUUUUAAAUUCUAGUUUAAUCUAACUUGAUGCUUUCUUAAGUGCGUGCAUUCGCUCAUCUUCAGAUUACACACACUUGCAGUAAUGUUAGGUGAAUAUUUUGCGACAUAAGGGCAGGGUUGACUGAAAUCAGACAUACAGAGAGUGCCAAUUCUGGCAAAGUUUUCACAGAUUAUCUUCCAAAUCUCCAAUUCAUCUUCUUUUCGGUGAAGCGAAAUGGCUGAGGCUGCUGUUUUGGGUGGCGUGACAAGGGCUGGUGUCUCUCUCGUACCAGGAGUAAAAUUCUUGUGCGGGGUGAGUAAAGAAGUUGAGCUGCUAAAAACUGAGCUCAAUGUGAUGCAAGGCUUAUUAAAAGAUGCAGAUAUGAGGCAAGAUGAAUCAGAGACUUCAAGACGGUGUGUUGCUGGAAUAAGAAAUCUUCUUUGCGAUGCAGAAGUUGUCAUUGAGAAAUAUUCCUUCAAUGUUGCAAGCAGAAGGGGUGGAGGCGUACAAAAGGUCAUGAAGAGGUAUACUUGCAUCUUGGAUGAAGCACGUACUAUCUACAAGGUUAGAUCAGACGUUGGGAAAAUCAGGAAACAAAUUUGUUUUUUGGAAAGGACGUACUACAACGCGAUAGGAGUUGCCGACAGGCGACCACAGCAAAGGGAAACUACUUCUGAUCAUGAACAUGAUGUUGUUAAGUUGAAUGAUGAUGUGGAUAAACUGGUGAACUUUUUGCUGAACGAAAACAGUAGAACUGCUUUCAUAUGUGGUAUGGCUGGUAUCGGAAAAACUACUCUUGCCAGGAUGGUUUAUAACCACCCCACUGUUGCAGAUAAAUUUCCUCGCCGUGCUUGGAUAUCUCUCUCUCAACAAAUAAAACCAAGAAAGGUUUGGGAAGAAAUUUUGUCGUCCCUUUGCCCUUCAACGUCUGAAGAGCAAUGGAAAGAUGUUCUACAGUUGUCAGAUUCACAUCUCACUCUAAAACUUUGUGAAGUUCAGAGGGAAAAUAAGUGUCUGGUGAUUCUAGAUAGUAUUUGGACUUUUAAGGAUUGGGAUAGGCUAGUCAACGCCUUCCCAUGGGAGAAACGCAAAAUAUUGCUCACCUCUCGUAAUAAAGAUUUGCCUUCAAAAGUAGAUGCCAAUUGUUUAGUUCAUGAAUUGCAGUGUCUCGAUUAUGAAAAGAGUUGGCAAUUGUUUGAGAAGAUACUAAUGGCUCAGAGACAAGACUUUAUAAUCAGUAAUGAGAUGAAGAAUUUAGGGAAGGAAAUGGUUAAAGAUUGUGGGGGUAUUCCUUGGGCCAUCUUCUUACUUCAAUGCAAUUUAGCACCAAUGACAUCGGAGCAGUGGCGGGAUCAGGUUGGGCAUGUUUGUAUAAAAGAAGACUUACAAGUGAUCGAAAGGUUAGCUUUAAGUUAUUAUGAUUUGUCUCCUUGUUUGAAACAAUGCUUUCUACACCUGGGCCAUUUUCCAAAGGGUUUUGAGAUACCAGCAAAGGAAUUAAUUCGAAUGUGGAUGGCAGAAGGUUUUAUACCAGAAAUUCAGCAUGAAAGAAAUACAAUGGAGACGGAGGGAGAAAAAUUUUUAGAGGAACUAGAUCGAAGGUGCAUGGUCCAAAUUGGGAAAAGGGACUCAUUUGGAAGGAUCAAAACAUGUCGAAUCCAUGAUUUUAUGCUAUUCUUUUGUGUCUCAAAGGCCCAAGAGGAAAAUUUUCUUCAAAUCAUAAAUAUUCCUUCUUUGAAAGAAAGGAGAGAGAAUGAUGAUAAAGUUCGAAGAAUUGCCAUCAACGAGGAACAACAUAAUUCUGAUCCACCGCUUCGCUUGACGAUAUCCAAAGAUUAUCCUCACCUCAGGUCUCUUUUAUACUUUUGCCCUGAUAAUUUGAAUAGUUCUUAUUUGGUGAAAUCUAUGUUCAAGAACUUUAAAUCACUUAGAGUCUUAAAUCUCAAGAACUUUGGCUUUUAUAAGGGAGAAUUACCUAAAGACAUCGGAUGUCUUAUCCACUUGAGAUUCUUAUCUCUGAAAAACAGCAACAUAGAUAACGUGCCAUCAUCCGUAGGCAAUUUGAGGUGCUUGCAGACAUUAGAUUUGCGGUCCUGCACAAACGGUUUUAGAGUGCCAAAUGUGUUCAAGAAGAUGGAAAAAUUGAGGCAUUUGUAUCUGCCCAUAAAUUAUAGGGUAAGUGAGAAGUUGGAGUUGGCUAAUCUUCCUAAUUUGCAGACGCUAGUGAAUGUUGAUCUCAACAAAUGUAAUCUGCCACCAACAUUUCCUUCUCUUCGGGUUCUUGUCAUUGGCACUGAUCCUUGCAAUGAAGAGACAACAGAUAUAGUAUCAAUGGUAUCAAGUUGUCCUCAUUUAUAUAGGUUGAAUUUGAAGUCGAAGAUACGGCAGUUGCCAGAAGAUGAGGAAAUCUGUCAACAUAUUGCCAAGUUAACCUUAAAGUUCACUUUUCUUCAGGAAGACCCAAUGCCAAUAUUAGGGAAGUUGCGCAAAUUAAAAAUCCUCCGCCUCCUUCUCAAUUCCUUUGAAGGGAAUCGAAUGACUUGCAAUAAAAAUGGAUUUCCUCACCUUCGUUCUCUUGUCCUAAGUGAUUUAACAUACCUGUCGGAGUGGGUGGUGGAGGAAGAAGCCAUGAAAAUACUCUGUCAUUUGGAAAUUGCUUGUCAGGCACUAAGGAUGAUUCCAGAUGGAUUGAGGUUUGUUACUACCCUCCAGGAAUUGGAUAUCAGCACCAUGCCAGAGUCAUUCAAACACAGAUAUAGUAGAGAAGGAACAGAAUUUGACAAAGUAGCACGUGUGCGUUCCUGCAAACUUUAAGAAGAAUGAUAUCUCGUUAGAAAUGCAGGUUUCCCUCCCCUAAUUACGCGUGUUUGGUGAAGUCAUCCACGGUGCAAAAGUUUCUACCCUUCUUCAACCCAUAUAAAAAUGAACAAAAUAAUGCCAUUGCUUUGUAACUCGUACAGGGUUGCAGAUAAAAGUUCUUCUGGAAUGUAGAGUUCAAAUUUGACAGAACUCCGCUGAUAAGGAUUCUUGAAGUUUCAAGAGGCGUUGAAGCUUAUCUCCAAUGGAACACUUGGAAUAUGAAUAAGGUUUCUUAAUUUGAAUGUUUUUAAAUUUUAAAGAUUGGGAUGUAGAAGUUCUUCAAGACUGUAAGGGUUGAAUUCAAUUAAGUUUUGACAUUUGGAAAUUCUUGGAAGCUUGUAGAUUGAUUCCUAGAUUGGUGAGUGUUUAUAAAUGCCUUAAAUUCCUAUUAUGAUUUGAA
Molecule: messenger RNA, 3346 nt
Organism: Quercus robur (English oak)
Lineage: Eukaryota; Viridiplantae; Streptophyta; Magnoliopsida; Fagales; Fagaceae
Product: probable disease resistance protein RXW24L
Exons: 5
Coding region: 322-2901 (859 amino acids)
Biological process (GO): defense response to other organism
Molecular function (GO): ADP binding
Source: RefSeq, a predicted model, not a curated record